Suillus plorans is the source of this 990-nucleotide messenger RNA. RefSeq names its product hydroxysteroid dehydrogenase. Lineage: Eukaryota; Fungi; Basidiomycota; Agaricomycetes; Boletales; Suillaceae. The transcript is spliced from 8 exons. The record is from RefSeq and is a predicted model, not a curated record. Bases 1 to 990 code for a protein of 329 amino acids. Gene Ontology annotation, cellular component: peroxisome.
AUGUCCACACUACCAGACGUCUUCGCCGACCUAGACGAUUCCCAACUCGUUGCCGACGCUAAGAAAGACAAGCCCGAAGAUCACGAGUUCAGCUACACCGAACGCGAUGUCAUUCUCUACAACCUUGGCGUCGGCGCGACAGCUAAAGACCUGCAAUGGACUUAUGAAAGCCACGAGGAGUUUGGGGCACUUCCAACGUUUGGAGUGAUCCCGCAAUUUGCAGCCAGUUCUGGUAUUUCACUAGGCUGGCUGCCGAACUUCAAUCCUGUGAGGCACCCUGAUAGAAUUCAAUGUACUCCCGGGAACCUAAUAACGAGUCAGGCUAAGCUUCUUCAUGGGGAACAGUAUCUGGCUAUCAAAAGCCCUAUACCCACAGAGGGAAACUUUGUAAAUGAAACCAGGCUCUUGGAAGUCCUGGACAAGGGCAAGGCUGCUUCGGUCACCACCAUAGUGUACACGAAGGAUGUAGCCACAGGUAAUGUGAUCUUCGAAAACCAAAUAACGGUCUUCAUUCGAGGGGCCGGCGGCUUCGGUGGCAAACGUUCUGGCAGAGAUCGAGGCGCUGCAACAGCCGUAAAUACACCCCCAAAUCGUCAACCUGAUGCUGUGAUCGAAGAGAAGACGAGCGCCUCGCAAGCUGCACUUUACAGACUAAGUGGUGACUAUAAUCCUUUACACAUUGAUCCUAGCUUCGCGGCAAUUGGCGGGUUCGAUCAACCCAUUCUUCAUGGUCUAUGCUUCAUGGGGAUCGCAGCAAAGCAUGUUCUACAAUCUUUUGGUGCCUACAAGGAUAUUAAAGUUCGUUUCUCCGGCGUGGUAUUCCCUGGUGAGACGCUUGUCACAGAGAUGUGGAAGACAGAUAACAAAGUAAUAUUCUGUGUUGACGUCGAGCCUUCUUUCACAGCCGCCAAGACAAAGGAGCGAGGAACCACAGUGCUGGCCGCAGCCGCAGUGACACUUAUCGAUACCGAUCUGAUGGCGAAGCUUUAA